AUGGCCCUCUUUGACGUGCUCGCCGCCGCGCCCGACGCGUGGGCCUACGCCGCGGGCGGCACGGUCCGGUGCCGCCUCACCCUCAUCGGCAGCGCCUCCUCCGCCGAGCGGUGGGUGGACUGGAUGAGCGCCCAGCUCUGCGGCCACUUCUCGCUCGCGUCGCCGCCUCCGCCGCCCUCCACGCCGCCGCAGGCCGAGGCCACUGCCUUGCCGGACGAGCGGCAGCAGGACGCGCCCGGGCGGCGGUGCUUCUUCUCGUCGCCGCCGCACGUCGUGCUCGCCGGCCACGCCGUGGAGCCCGGCGCGCGGCUCGCCUUCGACGUGGUCGGGACGCUGCCCGACGGCCUGCCGCCGAGCCACCACGGCGACCUGGCCCGCAUCGAGUAUGUGGCCGUGCUCACCGCGGCCAACGAGGGCCUCUUCCAGGUCCGGCUCGAGGGGGCGCCUCUCGCGACGGUCGCGUUUGUCGGCCGCGCCUGCUCGCGCGCCCCCGGAGAGGUGGUGCGCGGCUGCGUCCGCUUCGAGGCCGGAGGGUCGGCGGAGGAGGGGGCGGCGGCGGCGCUGCAGUGCUCUCUGCUGACCAUCUCGCUCGACCUCGAGGAGGAGGUGGAGUGCGACGAGCAGCUGUGCGACGAGCUGGGGUGGGACCUCGCCCUCACACGCACAGAGGCGGGCGGCACCGGCGCGCGCUCGAGUCGCACGGUAGAGUCUGUCGAGGUUGCGGCCGCAGCUGUGCGCGAGGCGAGCUUCGAGCUCCUGCUGCCGAGCCACCUCCCGCCGAGCUGCGAGGCGCCCGCGCUGACGCUGCGCUGGAAGCUGCGCUUCAUCUUCACGCUGAGGCCUCGCCCCGAGACUGAGGCCGCGCAGACCCUCGACUGGGUGCUGCCGAUGACGGUCCGGCCGGCGCCGCGGCGCAGCUUGGCUCGGGCGGCCGCAGUGGCCACGCCGCCGCCCGCCACCUUGCCUCUCUGGCUCGAGGCGGACGCCCCGGGCUGACGUGGCGCUCGCAUCACCUCUACUUUGAGCACCAGAGUGUCGUGGUGGCGACGAAAAUCGCACCGGUAAAGGCGCGCGCCAGUGCUAGUCACCCCAGGGCAGAAUGCCGAUUGUGCUUUAAGUGGGGCCCGGAGGGGGGAGGGCCGCUGGCACAGUGCAGCUCUCACCGCUCGGCUCGUCUCACACACGAUAAUUGCUCUCGAUCGUCGAUGCCGUGGCUGUUGCGGCUCGCGGGGGCGGUCCUGGCGCUGGCGGUCGCCCUUCCGGUUCCGCGUUUGUUCACAAAAUAGAGUAAAUACGAGACU
This is a messenger RNA of Emiliania huxleyi CCMP1516, 1301 nucleotides long. RefSeq lists its product as hypothetical. The record is from RefSeq and is a predicted model, not a curated record. The coding region runs from base 1 to 996 and encodes 331 amino acids. Gene Ontology annotation, biological process: retrograde transport, endosome to Golgi. The transcript is spliced from 6 exons. Gene Ontology annotation, cellular component: Golgi membrane; Ric1-Rgp1 guanyl-nucleotide exchange factor complex. Lineage: Eukaryota; Haptophyta; Isochrysidales; Noelaerhabdaceae.